CUAUGCAGGUGCCGCCUUCACCCAUCAGCGCGCAGGCCUCACCGGACGACACAACCACCAUGGGCGAACCGCAAUCAAGAAAGCGGUCGCACAGUAUGAUGUCGCAGCAGGAGCCGAUGACGAUGCAGAGCGAGGUGCCCAUGCCUGCGCGCGCACCGUCUGUAGCGUCUCAAGGAGUCGCAGAAGCAUCGCCACGAGGCGAAUUUUCACCUCGUGGUUCGCGCGCAUUCAAGCGAGGCGAUCCGCCAGUCAACGCCAUGGGGAAGUACAUUUGCACCUAUUCCGAAGAGUGCACAGAUCAGAGCUUUGAUCGGAAAUGCGAAUGGGGUAAGCACAUGGACAAGCACGAUCGUCCAUAUCGCUGUCCACAUCCUUCGUGUGCCAAACUACAGGGCUUUACAUACAGCGGUGGCCUCUUGCGACACGAACGAGAAGUCCAUGGCAAACACGGCGGACCCAAAGCUCAAUUAAUGUGUCCUCAUCCGGAUUGCAAGCGACAUAGCGGCAAAGGCUUCACACGAAAGGAGAACCUGAACGAACACCUACGACGCGUGCACAAUGCGAAAGUAGAAAGCUCAGAGGAUCCAGCAAUGCAGAACAUGCAGUCGCAAAGCACAGAGGUCGCUCCCGGCGCUGACGAGGCUGAGACUCCAGCAUCUCUUGGGGCUGUACACGACCCGGCACUAAUGUCUUCUGUUGACGUCAAGUAUCAUAAAGACAGUUUGCCAGCGCUUCUGGAGCAAGCGUCUGCCGACCAGGAGAUCAAGCGCCUGCGACUCGAAAAUGAAAGCCUGAAGACGCGCAUUUUGGAGCUCGAGGCGAAUGAUAGCUUUAAGGAAGAACGAUUACGCAACCUUGAGAACACGAUUUCGCAACUUCACGUCAAAUAUCAGGCCCAAGCAGCUUCCGAGCAGCUACAAGCGGCGGAACAGCCCAUGGAAAACGGAAGCUAGGAGAGACGUCGGGAAAGGCCUACUCGAUUUCGAGAACAGAAUCAUGCUCCAUCGCAGGAACCAGCCCACCAGAUGUCAAAUGGAGGCAUGGAGAGCCAGAUUCGGGAAAGCUCAAAAGUGAGCGCUCACGACCAUAUAUGGGAAUAUGUUCACUGUGAUGUUGCCAAAAUUUUGGAGGAGAACCAAAAUAUCCAUGAAAUGCAUUCUCGGUGAAAGCCGUGUGUAUUGACUGGAAUGAGCUGCAACGAAUCACUCCCGGUGGGUCCUGAAGGGAUUGGCACCGAUCAAAUGGACGCUGCGAGUAUAGUGGACGCAGUCGGAGUGAGGCGCAGUUGGCUUGAUUGGGAGGAGGAAUAUUGCUGCCUGCUUGCUUCGAGAUUGCUCAGAUCAUCAUUCACUGCUCUAUACCCCAAACCUGCACGGUAGAGUGUAUUACUAGCG
This is a messenger RNA of Pseudocercospora fijiensis CIRAD86, 1394 nucleotides long. RefSeq lists its product as uncharacterized. The transcript has 2 exons. Gene Ontology annotation, cellular component: nucleus. Gene Ontology annotation, biological process: regulation of transcription by RNA polymerase II. The annotation marks the transcript as partial. Lineage: Eukaryota; Fungi; Ascomycota; Dothideomycetes; Mycosphaerellales; Mycosphaerellaceae. The record is from RefSeq and is a predicted model, not a curated record.